UAUUUACUUCAAACAAAAUUAAAUAAGUAUUCUUUCUUUUUUUAAUUUAUGCUGUGGGCAAGUCGCUUUAAACCCUGUAUAGUUUUUUUUUCGCAUUUUUUUCAGAGUUACUCGACCGUGAGAACUUAAUAUGAUAAUUGUACUCGGUUAUUUUUAUCGCACUGUCAAAGUUGAGAAAACAUCUCGCGUCACGAUUGAGUAAAAACCUAUUGUGUGAAAUGAAGAGUAAAAUUAUGUACGCCAUUAUAUAGGUUUCGUUUUUAAAUGAACAACUUAUAUGACAUGUAUAUAUAUUUUCGUUUAUAAUUCAUCAACUUUACCAAACGUGCUUUCUGAUCAACAGAAGGUUAAAGACUGAGAGUUAAAAAACAAGGAUAUUGCAUAAAAGGACUUUUUACAAGGAUACAUGGUUUGUCUGAAUGCAGACAUGAUGAGAGCUUCAGUGGCUUUGUUCUUGUUCCUGCUGACACGGACCGUCGCUCUACCGACCAAAGAUGGAAUAAAUAACACGACGCAACCUAGUACCACGAAACCUAGGACUGCCACCAUUAUCAAACCUCCAGCACAAUCUAUUCUUCCGACGGUUAAGAAUGACCUGCCAUUAUCACCACGUGUAAAUACCACCACCUCAACAACAAAGCCUCACACCGCAACAAUAUUAAAACCAAAGGCAAUAACGGAAUCACCGCCAUCUAACUGGACUAAUGUAUCUCCGGUAGUUGCUUCCAUUGAAUCUUUAGACGGACAGCAACCAUUUGAAGUGCCAUACGUUGCUGCUUCUAUAUUGAAAAACUGCGAGAUUUUACCCGAGGACCCUGAAAUCACAUCACGUAUAAAAGAGACUCUAAAUAGUGGAUCGAAAAUGAUCAAAUUUAGUUUGCAUAUUAAACACGAAGAAAGGCGUUUCCAUGGUUACAACGAAAGCAAUAUGUAUAAACCCUUCUACUGGGUUCGAUCCACCGGACGCCAUGGGACUGGCCUUUUACUAUUAAGACCAGAAUACGAUGUUCUGUCUUUAACCACUCUAGAGCUUGGUGUAGAAACAAUGCACGUGAACGUUACUGAAAAUCCUAGUAAUUGCCUCAGCCAGCUUGCAUACACGGACAUAGAGGUGCUGUUUAGGGAGCUAGUUAUGAACGACUUUCAAAAUACAAGUUCCGGUGAAAUUGUAAAACUGAAACCUACGGACCAUGUCUGUAACAUGCACGUGACGGAUAAUGAAGGUGUUGCGGAUUUCAGAUUUCUAUGUUGUCAAAGAAGCGAAACUAAUCAUAUAAGUUGCAGUUACCUACAAUCUGACACAUGGCUCAAUGUUCUAUUCUUCGUCAUUGUACUGUUGAAAGUUAUCGUGGUUUUGUUCAGUCCAAGAUUAAUACCCGAUUCAUUCUAUCGUCUGAAACAUAUAGCAGCUCCUUAUAUACACAGAUUGGAAAAACCUCUUUCCAUAACUACUGUUGUAACAACAGAUCCUAAAAGAUACACAAACGUAAAGAACCAGUUUAAAUUGUCAAAAUUCAGGGAAAUGAAGAACUUUAAGACAACAUUGCAAAACCUGACACUCGAUUUACCUUAUGAACUUAAAAUGAAUCAAGUUCAUCUUCGGGUUAAAAGUGGGCGUUUGCUGCCAGAGGAUUCUGCGCCAGUUGGACUAUUUCGGACAAUGCAUGAAUCUUUUUUCAAGUGUAAAAUUCGCGAAAGAGCUGCUCUUGCAGAAUGUUGUAAUUCCAACUUUUUCACGUUUUCUUAUUGUCAUAACAAAACCACAUCUUGGUAUACGGUUUUAAAACGUUUCAUGGCAGCGGUUCUGCUUAUUUUUCUGGCUACACCUUGGAUUAUCCGAAUGUAUGUUUACUUUCGAUUUGAAGACGCAGAAAUGCAUAUGCGGAAACAAUUUGCAGCCGAAAAAUCACUACGCUUCUAUUUCCCGGGAAAUUUUACUCUAUUACUUACACCCUUACAUGUUUUGUUCGUCAUCAUAUACAUUCUCUUGUGCUUCGAGUCCUGCAUAUUCGGUGUUAUGAGUCGUAAGAUGAAAGAACAAUUCAAAUUCGUUCUCCGGAAGUGCUUCAGGGACAUGCGUGAAAUGAAACAAAUGGACGUAAUUGGUUGGCUAGUUAGGAUAUCCGUGAAACCAUGCACAAUGUUUGGUGGAAUUGGAAUUUGUGUUGGACUUAUAUCAUGGACACUUACACUGCCGUUUUUGUUUCUUAUCCUAUCGUUCUACAUAUUUCCAACUUUAAACGUUACAUUGCGGCUUCUAGCUCAUUUUGCGGUGUAUCUUUUCCCAAAGAACGCGUGUAGUGAGAUAAGAUUAUUUGCUAGACUUUCAAAAUACAUUAUCAGUAUAGAACAAAGGCUAGAUAUGGAACAGAUUGCUACAGCUGAAUCGUUAGAGAAGAACGAAUCAGUUUUGAGGUCCGGGUGGAAGAGAUUCCAACAGUUGAUCAUUAUAUUAUUGUGCCUGCUGUCCAUGUAUUCAAUAAUAUUUCUGAUGACAGAGUUCGUGUCAUUCAUUGUGGAAAUAUUCGUUUAUACUUUAAUGGGCCUCAUUCUAAAUGCAUCAAUGACAUUAACAUAUAUCUCACUAGUGUUCCUACUCUGGGUUUACGGAAACGACUGCUUUGGUGCUGUUAGUAAAAGAUUUCUUGCAUUUAACAAGACGAUGAAUGCUGCAAUUCUAGAACUUGGUAAGAAAAAGGUUGAAAAUGAAAUUUAUUUAGAUGACGAAAAACAGGAGAACAUUGCAUUUAGAGUGAAGACUGAGAGGGCGGAGAAAGUCGAAAAUCCGGUACAACUUGUAACAAACGCGGACUGUUUACCACGAUGGGAAAUUUCAAGACUUGUUUUGUUCCUUAGUAAGAAUGACCGGCCUAUGAUUCCAAAGACCUUUUAUUUCAAGUCCUGUAAGAUGCCGUUCUACAGUGUUCCCGGAGAACUUCUGAUGAAUUACUUAAAAGCAGCAAGUGAGUUUGGAAUGAUUUUAUUAUUCCUUAUGUUUGUUCUUGUUGUCGUUCUCGCGUUUGGAGACACUUACGAGAUUUCAGCUACCAAUAAAAUGUUUGCUACAAUCGCUGGGGGAUUUUUGCCAUUUAUGUUAAGAAACAUUGUGUUUAAAUCACAUGCUGUACCGACUGUGGAUAAAGACAAUAUGCAUUUUCAAGUAUGUCUACACGGCUUGUUAGAUGACCACAAGCAGACGUGGCCAAUUUACGACAUUGAUGUCGUAAACAGACAGAUUUUGGUUGAUAGUAAGUCUGAAAACGGAAAUGGGAGCGCUGUAGAAACAACUGAUAUUGAAACACCAGAAACAAACCCAUUUAUUGACAAUGGCAGCCAUAGAAACGGUAAGACAAAUAAUGAAAGUAUUGAUUUAUUGAUAAAUAUUGCAAGUGAAAUAGACAUUGACGAUUUUCCUGGAAUGAAUGAUGUCAAACACGGACGGGCUUAUAAUGGAUCUACUUCUUUACUGGAUGAUUUGGAACCGGAAGAAAAAGAGAUGCGUGAAAUUCUGAAAAAUGUGUAAAAUAGUAUUAUAAUAAUGUGUAGCCUAAGUUGACAAAAAUAAAUCUGUGAAAUGUAUUAAAAUAGUAAAGUACACAAAUAACAAACAAAAAAGAACUAUUAAGAUUUUUUAAAGUGUGGUCAUUAUUUAAGAACUUUCGCCUUUCUAGUUUCAAGGUAAUUUGUUUAACUGCAAACUGUACAGGAACUCUCUUAUUCUACUUUCUGUCAACUAUUAGUUAUCGUCUUAAUGCAGCAAUUUCAAUAUCUCUGCUCACUAUUUUAUUACUUAACAAGGCAAUUUUAUGGACCGAGAUUCCAUAACUCAUUCUAAAUGCAUCAAUGACAUUAACAUAUAUCUCACUAGUGUUCCUACUCUGGGUUUACGGAUUGAUGACUGUUUCAAUACAUUGAGAUUAUUGUAAUUUAAGUACUAGUGUCAAUAUAUUUUAUUACUGUACACAUUUAAAUCUCUACAUAGUUGGCAAAUGUCGAGUUUUUACUUUUAGUAAUCAAUGUAUCAUUAAAGCGGCGAAUCCGAGAAAAUAUAUGAAAAUAUAUGAUAUAGAUGUAAAAGGUAACAUAGUUACCUACAUUGAUUAGUAAAUAAAGUAUUUGUAAUAUGGCAGGGCAGGUAUUUGAGGAAACAUUUUAGUUUAAGGAAGAAUAUACUAGUAAUAGGUAACAGAAACAAAUUCAUCAGUCAGGCAAGCUUCAAAACAUUUCUGUGAUAUAUAGAUGAUUAUUUCAUCCUUCAGUUUGUUUAAGGUAUUAUUAUUGAUUUAUUAUCAUAAUAACAUGACAUCAUGUAUUACAGAACGACAGAAACGUUAUUUUUGUGUACUUGUUAUUGGAGUGUCUAUAAUAAAACCUAAUUAUGUUUAUAUAACAUUUGAAUAGUUCAUUUCCGUCCUAAUGAUGAAAUAAAAAAACGCGCAAUUGUAAUUUUUCUUCUUUCAUUAGCGAGAAAAGAUCACAGCAUACAUAUAAAGAAUGAAACUACGGUCAGUUUUCAGACGCAAAUAUGUUAAAAAUAUAAGAUAAAUUGAAAUCUUAUGACGUCAUUAAAUUAUUUGUAAGUAUGAAGUUAUAGCCUAGUGACAAAUAUGUUUUGUUUAAAUAAAAACAAUUAGGAAAGUGUUUUUUGUAUUCAUUUGAUGUACUGUUUUUAUGCCCUGCUAUUGUACUAGUAAUAUAUGAAUACUGUUAAUAUAUUUGUUUUUAUAUGCAUGUAACUUAUUUUAUGUUUACUUACAUACAGUUGUAUCCCAAUGACAAAUAUGUAAGGUUGAACUAAGGUUGAAGUUAUUGAAAUGAAACUAAAUGUGAGUGUAAAUUUUGUAUUCAUAUACAUUCUCAUAUCCUACUUAUUUUACAUAUAAAUUGUUGUUUCAUCUUUUAAUUCGUUUAGUUUUUAGAAUAUUUUUAUGAGAUAUAGGUGUAUUAUUUAGCAGAAGAAUUUUUGUGUACAAUAAGUCUUUUAAUAAAAAUGAUGUUACUAAGAUGUUGAUAGCUUUUUUUCGCUAAACAUUUUUAAGUAUAGGUUUUUACCUUGUAGAAAGUUAAAAAGUUUAUUUAGAUAGUUGUAUUUAUAUUAAACAGACAGCUGACAACUUGUAAAUGUAUACUGUAUUUAUAAAUAGCCUAUCACGUCAUCUUUACAUUUGUCUACAUAUGUUGAAUAUGAUUUGACUUCUAUGAUCCGAUAUUAUCAUUCUCUAUGCAUGUGUUUAAUGUAUUUUCUUACUGCUUAGCUAAUUUUAGAUGUUUAACAAGUUGUUUUAAUAAAAUGUCAAACAUUAUAUUCUAAUUAAAAUGUAAAUACAUGUA
Messenger RNA from Ruditapes philippinarum (Manila clam), 5331 nucleotides. RefSeq lists its product as uncharacterized. NCBI's taxonomy places the organism in Eukaryota, Metazoa, Mollusca, Bivalvia, Venerida, Veneridae. The record is from RefSeq and is a predicted model, not a curated record. The transcript has 2 exons. The coding region runs from base 407 to 3523 and encodes 1038 amino acids.